Messenger RNA from Clarias gariepinus (North African catfish), 526 nucleotides. RefSeq names its product fatty acid binding protein 10a, liver basic (gene fabp10a). Bases 71 to 451 code for a protein of 126 amino acids. The transcript is spliced from 4 exons. NCBI's taxonomy places the organism in Eukaryota, Metazoa, Chordata, Actinopteri, Siluriformes, Clariidae. Gene Ontology annotation, molecular function: fatty acid binding. Gene Ontology annotation, biological process: fatty acid transport. The record is from RefSeq and is a predicted model, not a curated record. Gene Ontology annotation, cellular component: cytosol; nucleus.
UGUGUGAGACUCUACACGCUAAAAAGAGCUUCAGAUAUCUGUCUUGUGGUGAAGGAGACACCAAGCAGGAAUGGCUUUCAACGGAACGUGGCAGGUUUACGCUCAGGAGAACUUCGAGGAGUUCCUCAGGGCCAUAUCACUCCCUGAGGACGUCAUCAAGAUGGCCAAAGACGUCAAACCUGUAACAGAGAUAAAACAGACUGGCAACGACUUCGUCGUGACCUCAAAGACCCCUGGGAAAACAGUCACAAACUCCUUCACCAUCGGCAAGGAAGCUGAUAUUACCACCAUGGACGGAAAGAAGCUCAAGUGCAUUGUAAGACUGGAGGCGGGAAAGCUUAUCUGUGAGUCAGACAAGUUCUCACACAAGCAGGAAAUUAAGGACGGAGAGAUGAUUGAGACUUUAACUGUUGCAGGGACCACCAUGAUCAGGAAGAGUAAAAAGCUGUGAUACGACCUGGCCUGCUGAAAGUGUCUCCGGUUCAAAACAUGCCAUCUAUUUAAAUAAAACUGCCAUUUGUCAAAA